UUAUUAUUAUUAUUAUUGAGUAACAGUACCUUUAGUGGAGGAGGGUUUUUGGUGACGUGACACACCUCUGAAAGCCAGAUGAGGAAAUACACACAUUCAUUAACGUGUAGAACCUCCUGGAAUACCGAUCACCUGAAGUGGAGCUGUUCUGUGGGAGUUUCUCGGUCUGGAGAUAUUUUGUCUCUCUCUCCUGUCCAACAUGGCUUCAGUUUGUAGAUGUUUGAGGCUAGUGGGUUUGGAGCAGGAGCAGUUUGAUGAGUUUACAGGUGAUCUUUAUCUCCAGGUGUUUCAGCUCAAACAGGAAACAGAUCAACUGAGAUCACAUGAUCCUGAAGCCUCAGGUGUGUGAAGAGGACCUGAAGGAGAGCAGGGCAGGCAGAACUCUUAAACACACCACAAAGGAGUGUGUGAGAGAGAGAGGGAGAGAGAGAGAAAGUAACUUUUCUUGUUUUUCUACAUGAAUAUUUUUCCUUUGAGUUUACUUGGAAAGUCACAGUGAGAGGCAGUGAAGCGAUAAACACACGCUCUCACACACUCACACUCUCUCUCUCUCUCUCUCACAAACACACAAUCUCACUCGCACAGAAUCACCCCACAGUUUAUUGUACAGAAUCUCUACACUAUGAUGAUGAUGAUGAUGAUGAAGUUCAGCAGUGUGCAGUUACUCAUCUUUCCCUUCACACCGAGGCUCCGCCCAGCGGUGGGAGGGGGCGGAUCUCGCUGAGAAGGGGGCGGAGUCGGGGGUAUAAAGGCGCUGCGGUGUGCCGGGGCUGUUCGCGCUCGCGCUACUCGGCUGAGGGAGUGAGAUGGCUGCGCGCGCAGCUCCGGCUGGGUAAAGCGGGUCCUGUGGGCGGAGCAACAACUUCCUGUAGCGUCCAUAACAACAACAACUUCCUGUAGCGUCCAUAACAACAGCCUGGAGCCGCCGGCUCGCGCCAACAUGAGCGACUCGACUACAGUGAGGGUCCACCCGGCUCUGCCCCCUGAGCGCGUGCUCUGUUCCGGUACCGUCAUAUUCCCCGGUGUGUUUGAUCAGCUCGGAUCUCUACUCGUCAUAUUUCCGGCUGAAUUUCAGGAUAAACUGCUGCAUGAUGUCACUAAAGAGGAAGUGGCAGAGUUUGUGUUUUAUUGUCUGCGCCUGCACAAUCCGAGCAGGUCGGAGUGUUUGGUGUCGGUGGUCGCUGAUCUGAGAGAAGCUUCACUCGCUGUGACGAGACGCGUUGCUGAAAUCCUCCUCCUGCUGCAGCUCCACCAGCGCACUGUCAGCUCCUUCUACACCCUUCAGCCCAAAAAGAGAGACAUCCAGAAGCUGCUGCAGAAACUCCUGACUCCGCCCAAACGUUCAACCACGCCCAUGCCGGUUAAGUGUGUGUUUCUCAGGGAAGUGUUUGAGCUGUGUAACUAUGUGGAUCGCAGUCAGCUGACCCCAGAUUUGGGAGGAUAUUUCAUCUACAGCCAUGAGAGCUGGGUCUCCUUCAUCAGAGAGAUGGAGAGUUUUGUGCAGGAGUUUGUGGCUGUGGUGAGGAAGUUGCCGGUGUGUAUCGGUGCUCUGCAGGAUUUUUCUAAACUCUCCGUUCCUACGGAGUACAACGCUCUUGCGGUUUUCUGCUGGACCAAUCAGACACGGCUUGAGCAUCUCCGCCGAGAUCUGGGUCUGGAUGCCUUGUUGAGACGGUGUGAGUGUGUGUUGGAGAAGUUUCGUUAUCCUGAGAGGGAUCAGUGUUACCAGGCCAUGGUGGGAACUGUACUCUUCACACACACUGCUCUGGAGAUGCUGCAGAACUAUGACAGAAUCCAGGCAGCCGUGAAGAAAGUGGAGUUGCUAUGGAGACGUGUUUUCUCCAACGCGCAUCUCCAACUGCGGGCCCUCCAGCUUCAGAGAGACGCACAACAGGUUGUGUGUGAGAUGGAGCACGUUAUGCAGAAGCUGCAGACGUACACACCUGGGACACUUCGAGACUCCAACAGAGCUGAAACACUGCGGCUGGAGUUCGACACGUCUGUUUGCACACAUGCCACGACGCUGGUGCAUCGUGCUGAGGAUCUGUUAAACACUGUAUCCGAGACGGUGGCUUUCACGCAGCGCCGGAAAGGACAUGAGUGGAUAAAUGAACUGGAGAGACUCAAAGACCAGCUCAGAGCAGCUGUGGAGUUUCAGAAGAGGAACCUGAACACUAUCUGCACCUUCCAUCAGUGCCACCAUAAAAUCCAGAGGUGGUACCAUGUGGCAGUGUGUGAGAGCUUCUUGCAGGAUCUUCUAUGGAGAACUUGCUCAAACAAACCUGACCACAAGGAAUCCCUUCCGCAUGAGCAGAGUGGAGUCUUCUCUGUGAUUGAGGAGUUUCUCAGGCUGCAUCCUCCUCCUGAAGUGGAGGAGCUGAUGCAGUUGGCACACCUGGCUAAUACCAUACAUGAUGCACACCUGGAGAAUGCAGGAAAGCAGCUUGCACAGAGGUGUACGAGUUUACGCAAGUUGCUGGUAUCUCCUGGUUCUGUGGCGUUCUGUGACCUCCAGCAGGCUCUGCAGUGGCAGUACGAAUGUCUAAAGGGCAGAAAUGAAACGGCUGGCUUAACCUCUGACCUUCAUCCUCAGGGAAAUGCAUGUGCUCAAAGUGUCCUUAGAGAUUCAGACUUCUGUUCAUGCUCUGUAAGUGGAAAUGGUUUGCUGAGACGUGGUGCAAAUGAUCCUCCGCUACUUCAGUCUGGAGCAAAGCCGCUGUCUCUCAGCUCCUUUGAUUCUGGGUUUGAUGGAGCAGGAAGUGGUAAUUUUGAAACAGGAGGUGGGAAGGUGUGCCAAGAUGAGUCAUCCAGACUAAAAUCUCCACAUCUGCAUGCCAGUGAGGAGACUGUUUCUAGAAUAUCUGAGGACCUUGCUGAGGAGAAACCUCUCGGGGAACAGAGCAUCAGCAUCAUUCCAAAUGCAACCGGUGACUCAAACUUCAAGAUCACGGUGAAACGCUCAGCCACACUACCCAAAAACCCCUGGCUGAGUCUUCCUUUAGAUGAUCUGGAGAAUUGCUACACUGUGAUCAUCUCCCCCAGCCAGCAAAGAGAAAUUAGGAGCUGUGAUCAGUUAACGCAGACCAGCGAUGCAAGUGUGUGCGAGUUUGAGGACCAGAGUAAUGAGUGGAGCUCCAUCCACAAUAUUCUCUCGAGCACUGUUGCAGAUGGAGGACAUGAAGCUGAAACAUCAGCAGAGAAUAUGCCCACUCUCCUCUGGGACUCGUAUGAUCUCCACGACCUCCUGCCUGACUCGGAUGGCACGUUGCUCAGUGAGCCGGCAUGUGAAUGGGAAAUAAAAGAGCAGCAAGAGCUCCAAGCCGUGGAGGAAACGCUGAGCCGAGCAGCUGAAAUCCUUCAAGAGGAGGAGAAUGUUCUUGCUCAGGAGGAGAUUGUUGAUGUCCUGCUGGAAGCAGAUAAUCCAGACAGAUUGUGGCCUUCAUGGACUACAGAUUGCCAGUUUACUUUGACCUCCAGUGACUUGGCUGAAGCAGGUGUGAUUGGAUUGGAGGAUGACCUUGCCUCCCUUCAUUUUGGAUCUGAUUUAUCUCUGGGAACUCCAAGAGUUAUGAGUAGUAGUGAUGGAGUAUCACAGCCAGGUUCUGACCCACUCCAUCUUGAAACAGGUCCUGAUAGAUUGGAGCUUUUGAAGCCACUAGAAGGUUUGAAGGUCUUGGAAGAGAAGAUUGUUGAGGAGAACUUGAAAAUCAAUGAGCUGCAUCACUGUGAAUCUGAGGAAAGGAUGUCCCCUCAGAGCCUCACUGAGGACCGCAAGAGGUUCCGUGAGAAACUGGAGCAAGAGAAGAAGGAAGUGGAGGAGAUGGAGAGGAAUCUGAGCAGGGAGAUGAAGAAAAGCAAGCUAAAGUGUCCGAGCAGGAGUUGUAAAAUUGUGACGUGUUCUAUUAUGGGGAAAGAGUCUGUGUUGAUGGAUGAUGAAGCUCUCCUGAUGAACUGCAGAACAUCAGUACGUGAUGCACAAGUCCUCAGUGGUGGACAGCCAUGUUUGGAGGAACCCACCAGUCGGCAACCUUCAGACAUGGAUGCCGUAGACAAUCCUGUUCACCUCAAAUGUUCAGAUCCAGAAGCAUCAAUUGACUUCAAAUGUUCUAAUGUAGCUACAGAUUCUUUGACCAACAAAUGCUUAAAUUCUCAGCGGAAUAUUGACUUGACUGCAUCAUCCAUAUCGGACACAGCAACAGUCAUGGACGAUGGUGUUGGUGGGUGUGACUUUGAAACGAAAAUGUUAAAUUUGGUAUCUUCAGUCACAAAUCUUUCUAAUGCUCAAGGUCUGGCUAUUGGAGAACCAAAACCUCUAUCUGAUUCUCUUGAUACGAGUGACAAGUGGAUGCAGUUGGAUCCUUUAGAAACCUUAAACGCAACUGAACAGUGUAAUGAGGAUCCCAAGGAGGAAGCUUCAGAGGGAGUAUUGACUCCUGCAUUUGAUCCUGGUGGUCCUACAUCUUCUCUUCCUCAAAAAUCUAGACUGGAUGAACAGAGAAGCAUGGAUUCUGGAGAAUGUGCAUCUGUUGGUCCAAAACCAGAAGAACACAAGAAUCCUCCAUGUAGAACAUCACCAAUAGAUCUCCAACACCAGAACACCAACAAUAACAACCUUCACACUGUGGAUCUCCAUGUUGGUUUGGAGAGUGUGCCUGAAGGACCUAGAAGUUCUGAAUGUAUCGACAGAGCUGAAGAUCAAAAACCAGAGCUGUGGUGUGACGGUCAGAUCUCCAGAUCGCCAUCCCCUCUGCUUGAAACAUCUGAUCCUUGUGGCACAGUGGAGAACAAGGAGGGAGAAAUUCAAGUUCAUCAUGAUGGCUUGUUAAUGAGGCGUGUCUGCAGAUCACCGGUCCUGCAACAGCUUCAGAUCUGCACUCGAGAGAUGGGUGAUUUUUCGACCCCUGUGGUGUUGGACACUGGUUCCAGUUUGGUGAAGGCCGGAUUUGCUGACCAGGACCUACCCACCACCAUCUUCCCCACCGCCAUUGGCCUGCCCAAGUAUGAGGAGGUGAUGAGUGGCAGUGUGGAGCGCGGUGUGUAUGUGGGACACGAUGCCCAGCACAUGAGGGGCGUGUUAACGCUUCAUCACCCAAUGAAGAACGGCGUCGUGUCCAACUGGGAUCACAUGGAGAUGAUCUGGAGUCAUGCCUUUGAGCAGCUGCGUGUGUGUAGUGAGGAUCACCCCGUGUUGCUGACGGAGGGAGCAGUGAGUGCACACAAGACCCGCCAGCGUUCCAUCCAGCUUAUGUUUGAGUCCUUUAAUGUUCCGCUUGCGUACACGGCAAUGCAGCCUGUACUGGCACUGUACACAACCGGCCACACCACUGGUUUGGUGUUUGACUCCGGAGAUGGUGCGAGUCACAGUGUUCCUGUGUUUGAAGGCUACUGUCUACCUCAUGCUGUUCAGUGCUUUAAUCUGGCCGGAGCUGACGUCACGCUGCACCUCAAGCAGCUGUUGAUGGAGCAGGGUGUGUGCAUGCGGACGUCGGCUGAGAUGGAGAUUGUACGUGAGAUUAAGGAAAGAUGCUGCUGUGUUGCUCUAAACUAUGAGAUGGAGCUUAAUGGAGGAGGUGGGGCCAGUACACAGGUGCAUUACACACUACCUGAUGGACAUGUCGUCUCCUUGACAACGGAAAGGUUCAGGGCGCCGGAGAUUCUGUUCAGGCCGGAGCUGAUUGGUCAGGAUUAUUAUGGGAUGCACGAGAGCAUUUUCAGAUCGGUUCUUCAGUCAGACAUUGACCUGCGCAGGGACUUGCUGGGACAUGUUGUCCUCUCGGGUGGAAACACCCUGCUGCCUGGACUUCCUGAGCGUCUGCAGCGUGAGCUCGGGCGUUUGGCUCCUGCGGGUCUGGGUGAGAGGGUAAAGGUCACGAGUCCGAGAGAUCGAGACUUCUCUGCGUGGAGGGGAGGAGCCAUCCUCGCCAGCAUGCAGUCCUUCUCCUCUGCCUGGAUCAGCCGGGACGAGUAUGAAGAGUUCGGACCCCAGAUUGUCUUCAGGAAGUGUUUCUGAGCCGUGCCGCCGGACCCGCUUCAGAGUUUCACCUGAGCCUUUGUUUGUGUUUAAGUGUGAAAAAUCUGGCUUCAGCGAGGCGUCUCUGGAGGGUUCGGCUCCUCUGUGCUGGAAGGGUUUUCUGGAGCUAAAGCAGUCUUUUGAUGAGGGUGCACUUUUUUCUUAUGAGUUUGAUUGUGAUGCCAAAUUUAAGAUUCUUUCAGAAGUGAUCUUAUUUAUUUUAUUUUUUGUUAGUGUCAGUGUCUCCUUGCGAGUUGAAGGCUGAAUGAAAUGAUCCUACACCUCCAGAACAUCUCAUUCCUUUAAAUAUAUUUUUAUACUACUGAAAAUGGGUCCUUGAGAUGACGUGUACAGUAUAUUUAUGUGACUCGAAGCUGUGAAUGUUUUGCAUGUAGUCCUUUCAGUGUGGGUUUGGGGUUGUGAACUGUACAGCUGAUCUGAAGGAGAUGAAGAUGAACAGAUGCUCACGUUCACGCAGUUUGUAUCUCAUGGACGCAUCUGCAUCGUGUCAAAUGCUUUAAUCAGUGUGUGUGGGGGUUUUUUUGUUUGUUUUUGUCUGUUUGCUGUGUGGAGAUUAUAUAUAUUAGGCUUUUUUUUUUUUUUUUUGACUUGAUGCUGAUGGUCAGUUUGUGUAUCAUGAUGAGGAUCUUCCCAUUUUGAUGGGUUUUUAGCAGGACUUGGCCACGCGAGACACAUUUUUGUGAACGUUUGCCCUCUUUGCCUCCCUGCUGUCCUGAUAGAAGCUCCUCUGGUUUGUUUUUGUGGUUAUUUUUCACGCGGUGUGUAAUUUUGCUCACUGGGAUUGAAGUGUGUAAAUAUUGCAGUUAAUAGAGGAUGGAGGUCGCAUGAGGUGUUUAAGAGGAGCUGGUCUUCAUGGUCUCCAGAAGUGUUCAUGUUCAUCCCAAAUCCAAGUCUCCCAUCACUGUUUUAUCUGAGAUGUGACCUGUCUUUAUUAAAUAAAUAUUUUAACUGG
Neoarius graeffei (lesser salmon catfish) is the source of this 6983-nucleotide messenger RNA. RefSeq lists its product as uncharacterized. Lineage: Eukaryota; Metazoa; Chordata; Actinopteri; Siluriformes; Ariidae. The coding region runs from base 941 to 6010 and encodes 1689 amino acids. The transcript is spliced from 20 exons. The record is from RefSeq and is a predicted model, not a curated record.